CCUACCUUUAAUGCAUCAGUGUUACGCAGCUAUAAGGUUUCGAAAGAGGAAGAACUGCGACAGAUCAUGUGACAUUUUCUGCAUAAAAACCAACCAGGAAAAUACAGUGUAAGGAAGUUCAGCACAGAAACAGCGAUGGAUCCGUCUCAGAAAGGCCUGAUGUUGGGGAGCCUGCUGCUCAUCUCUUUGUGUGUGGGAGCAGUAUUCUCGCUAGACAGCAGGCUGGACAACCACUGGGAGCUCUGGAAGAAGACACAUGACAAGAAGUAUGACAAUGAGGAGGAGAAUAUGCACCGCAGGGAUUUGUGGGAGAAAAACCUGAUGCUUAUUACUAUGCACAACCUGGAGGCUUCAAUGGGGUUUCACACCUAUGACCUAAGCAUGAAUUUGAUGGGAGACCUGAGUCAAGAGGAGAUCCAGCAGUUUUAUACCACACUCACAGUUCCUGCUGACCUCGAGAGGGCGCCAUCUCUCUUUGUAGGGGCUUCGGGCUCUAGUGUACCAGACACUUUGGAUUUGAGACAGAAGGGCUUAGUCACAAGUGUAAAGAUGCAGGGUGCCUGUGGCUCCUGCUGGGCCUUCAGUGCUGCAGGAGCCCUGGAGGGUCAAUUGGCCAAGAAAACAGGAAAGCUACUGGACCUCAGCCCUCAGAAUCUUGUGGACUGUUCUACUAAAUAUGGCAACCAUGGCUGCAAUGGAGGCUUCAUGACUAAAGCUUUCCAAUAUGUAAUUGAUAACCAGGGUAUUGACUCUGAAAGUUCAUAUCCAUAUGCAGGACGGGACCAAUCAUGUCAGUACAACCCUGCAACCCGAGCAGCCAACUGCUCCCAAUAUGACUUUCUGCCCCAGGGUGACGAACAGGCUCUGAAGGAGGGAAUUGCAAAUAUUGGUCCCAUUGCAGUGGGAAUUGAUGCCAGGCGACCCAGAUUUGCUUUCUACAGAAGUGGUGUUUACGAUGACCCAACCUGCACCCAGGACGUAAACCAUGCUGUCUUGGCUGUGGGCUAUGGCACACUGAAUGGACAAGAUUAUUGGCUGUUAAAGAACAGCUGGGGAACUUCUUUUGGCGAUCAGGGCUACAUUCGGAUGGCGCGCAACAAAGACGACCAGUGUGGAAUUGCUCUUUAUGCCUGCUACCCCAUCAUGUAACUUUUAAGAGAAUGGACAAAACUGUGGAUAACUAUUCAUACAUCACUUGAUUUCAUUUAUAUUUUAGUGUAAUCAAAUACUAAGGCUUGAAAACUGCACAUCAUGUGUUUUUUUCUUUUGUUUGUAAACUUAAUUAGGUUUUACAUUUAAAUUUCCAUGUAAAAAGUGGCAUUCUUUCUAGGAAAACUUUUUGUAUUCACCUGGAUGUCAGUAUGAGAUUGAUACUACAAUUAAAAGAUAGAUUACUUGCAUUUUCA
Girardinichthys multiradiatus is the source of this 1406-nucleotide messenger RNA. It is a transcript of the gene ctss2.1, whose product is annotated as cathepsin S, ortholog2, tandem duplicate 1. The transcript has 8 exons. Lineage: Eukaryota; Metazoa; Chordata; Actinopteri; Cyprinodontiformes; Goodeidae. Gene Ontology annotation, molecular function: cysteine-type endopeptidase activity. Bases 136 to 1149 code for a protein of 337 amino acids. The record is from RefSeq and is a predicted model, not a curated record. Gene Ontology annotation, biological process: immune response. Gene Ontology annotation, cellular component: lysosome.